Messenger RNA from Prosopis cineraria, 1236 nucleotides. Its product is annotated as pentatricopeptide repeat-containing protein At5g39710-like. NCBI's taxonomy places the organism in Eukaryota, Viridiplantae, Streptophyta, Magnoliopsida, Fabales, Fabaceae. The transcript has 7 exons. The record is from RefSeq and is a predicted model, not a curated record. Bases 1 to 1236 code for a protein of 411 amino acids. Gene Ontology annotation, molecular function: protein binding.
AUGGGUUGUGCUACUUCUUGUACGGCAACCCACUUUGUACAAUGGUCGAUUCUCAGCAAGCUCCUGAGUCACCAGAACUUCCAGUUUGGGUCCAAGUUACCUGACAACCAAACCCCUGAAAGCUCAGAUUCUGAUGAUGACUUCGUUAUCCCUGCACUUGCUGAUUGGGUUGAUGCCCAUAUGCUUAAUGUCGAACCCAAGUAUGAGUUUCUUGUGUCAGAGAAUCUGGUUCAAAAGAUUUUGAAAAGAUUUUGCAAUGACUGGGUACGAGCUUUAGGGUUUUCACAUGGGCAAAAACACAACAGGCUAUGUGCAUUCUCCGAAAUUGUACAACUUAUGAUCGAUAUUUUGGGCAAGGCAAAGAAAUUGAUCUUAUGUGGGACUGUGUUCAGGAAUAGAGAAGGAUUUCCGCAAAGUGAGAGAAGUUUUUCAAAGAUGGAGGAAAACGCUUUAGGGAAGGCUGGGCAAUUAUCUGAAGUUCUGGGUCUUUAUGAGACAAUGAAGAGCAAUGGCUUAAAGAUGCACGCGAUCUGUUUUGAUGAUAUGCCAAGGCAAGGGGUUAUUCAAGAUGCGCUCACGUACAAUACCAUGAUCUCUGUUGCUUGUGCGCACUCACAGGAGGAGACUGCUCUUAGUUUGCUAAAGGAAAUGGAAGAGAAAUCAUGUAAGCCAAACAUCGAGACUUAUCAUCCAUUACUGAAAGAUGUGUAUCAAAAGAAGAGAAUGAAGGUGCUGAACUUUCUGUUGGACCACAUGUUCAGAAAUGACGUGAGUCUUGAUUUGGCAACUUAUUCACUUUUGAUAGCUGGUAUGUGUAAAAGUGGAAAACUUGAUCGUGCUUGCUUGUUCUUCGAGGAAAUGAUCUCACAGGGGCUAGAUCCAAUGCGCAACUUUGCUGGGCAUCUUGCUGAAUGGAAAACCAUCAAAGGAAAAAAGAUCUGGAUGAACCUAGAAAAACGGUAUAUGGAAAGAUCUGGAUCAAUUAUCAUUUCUAUUGUAUUGUUGAUGUCUGAUGCAGUUUCCUGCAGCACUGUGGAACGAGAUCUUAACAAAUUAUUGGAACUCCAUAUCACUGUAUUUUAUAUCCCUUUACUAAUUCACUGUGAGGAAAGUGAGGAAAAUGACAUGAAUGAAUUUCCUACAGCUCUGGUGGAAAGAGAUCUUAACCAAUUAUUGGAAAUUUGGAACCUCAUCAUUGUGUAUUUUAUAUCCCUUUACUACUUAGAGUAUGUUUAG